AUGAUGACGACGUGCCGUCUGCUGUGCGCCCUGUUGGUGCUUGCCCUGUGCUGCUGCCCGUCAGUGGGCGGGACAGAUGCUAAUGAAGAUGAAGAAGGUUCCGGUCCAACGACGUCUUCGCCAGGGAAACAAGCUCAGGAAACGGAAUCGCCUGAUGCAGCUCAUCCUUCGCCACAGACAAGAGAGGAGGAGGAAAGGAAGGAGGAACAGUCACAGGUAACGGGUACAAUAAGCAAAACGCCACAGUCACAAAAUACUUCCAAUAAUACACAGGGUCAAGAUGGUGGGAAGUCUAAUGAACAGAGAGAACAUACGAAUACCGUUACUGCAAAUGAACAAAAGAAGGCCGCCGCACCAACAACGACCACCACGACAACCACUAGAACAACGACGACGACCACAACCACCACCGAGGCACCAAGUAUUACGACCACCCGCGCACCGUCACGUCUUCGCGAAAUGGACGGCAGCCUCAGAAGCUCUGCGUGGGUGUGUGCCCCGCUGCUGCUUGCCGUAUCCGCGCUGGCAUAUACCACUGUGGGCUGA
Trypanosoma cruzi is the source of this 546-nucleotide messenger RNA. Its product is annotated as mucin TcMUCII, putative. Lineage: Eukaryota; Euglenozoa; Kinetoplastea; Trypanosomatida; Trypanosomatidae. The coding region runs from base 1 to 546 and encodes 181 amino acids. The record is from RefSeq and is a predicted model, not a curated record. The transcript has a single exon.